Sclerotinia sclerotiorum 1980 UF-70 is the source of this 180-nucleotide messenger RNA. RefSeq lists its product with no specific name. The record is from RefSeq and is a predicted model, not a curated record. NCBI's taxonomy places the organism in Eukaryota, Fungi, Ascomycota, Leotiomycetes, Helotiales, Sclerotiniaceae. Bases 1 to 180 code for a protein of 59 amino acids. The transcript is spliced from 2 exons.
AUGGACAAUCUUCGUCUUGAGGUAGGUAAGACUACCAACAUCAAGAACGCUUCUCCUCUCUUCGCAGAAGCAAAUUCCCAGAACGAGACAACCACCAGCAUGACCUUUGACGCUAUUAAAGAAAGCAUGGUGGAGAAGCUUUCAAUUCCUGUCUUCCCACAUCAAAGCAGUCAACAAUAA